Diorhabda sublineata is the source of this 2065-nucleotide messenger RNA. Its product is annotated as corticotropin-releasing factor-binding protein. Gene Ontology annotation, molecular function: corticotropin-releasing hormone binding. Gene Ontology annotation, biological process: hormone-mediated signaling pathway; negative regulation of corticotropin-releasing hormone receptor activity; negative regulation of corticotropin secretion. NCBI's taxonomy places the organism in Eukaryota, Metazoa, Arthropoda, Insecta, Coleoptera, Chrysomelidae. The transcript is spliced from 10 exons. The record is from RefSeq and is a predicted model, not a curated record. Bases 842 to 1909 code for a protein of 355 amino acids.
UGUGGAAAAAUUUGUGAUAAUGAAAACGCCGUCGUAUGCGUGAGUUGUGCGAUUUUUAAUAAUAUUUCUUUAAGGAAAAUCGAGAAGACCAGCUUAUGAGCGGUGCUUUACCUGGAUCCAUACAUAAUUUCUCAUAAAUUAUAUAGACAGCAGCUGAAUUCAUUGAAUGAUGCACUGAUGCACAGUAAUAAGCGUAAAUUAUUUCACCACCUAUAUGUUGAAUUCAACUUGUUGGCGAAUUUGAUCUCACAUCAUGAAAUUUCUCGCAAAUAUCGUAAUGGCUACCGAUGCAGGGGUUACAAAUAUAUUCAACAAUUUCCUUCCACCUCACAUACAGUUAUCUUUAGCAACAAACGUGGAAGAAGUGGUAAUAAACUAAAGUUAUAUUCUUAAUACUCUAUGAAUGUUGUAACUUUACGUGAAAAUACAUUUUUACAACAGAGACGUUAUAGUUGAACAAAAAUGAAGAUCUGACGUAAGUCAAAAUAUCGUAUUUUACUAACUACUUCAGUUACUAUUCAAAAAGUUCUGACAUUUCUGUGAAUUCGAGUGAUUUUAACAAUUUACAAGUACCUAAGAAACUUGUAGUAAUGACUAUUGACAAUUCAACAAACAAAUAAAAAAAAUAUCAAAAGCUUUUUAUCGUAAGUAGGUGUGAAAUGAAGUGAUUAUCGUUGAGUAGGUGCAAACACGAAUCCAUAAAACAAAAGAAUAUUGCAAGUUUGUGUUUGAGCGCAAGAACCGAAAGCGUCGUGAGGACUAUAUAACGACAUCCAAGCGGCGAAGGAUUCCACUUUAACGCGUCGCGGUAGUCCUUAAAAUAGUCCUGCCACCUGUUAGAAUGAGUUACCUAACUAGCGUGCCUGUUGUCAUUAUUUUGGUAGUAUUGGGCCUAUCAGAGGUGCGAGUGGUACUUGGAUUUCCUGGUGGUUCCGAGACACAGUUAACAAAGGACGACAGGCUCGGUCCUCUACACUCCACUCUUGGCCUUCUGAGUUUACGAAGCUCACUUGCCUCCGUCAAGGACGUUUCAAAACCAAUUAGAUCAAAGAGAACGGCGAGAGAACAUCAUAUUACUGACUGUAUACAUAUGACAUCGGAAGAGGGUGAAUUUUAUCACAAAGCAUUAUCUGUUGAUGGUCAAGCGUGUGGUAUUUAUAUUUUCAGUGAACCAGAUCAAAAUAUAGAACUUCGUUUCAACUACUUGGAUGUUCCUUGUGAGAAUGGAGGGCUUGUUUCGGUAGUUGAUGGUUGGGAACUGAGAGGAGAAUUUUUUCCGAGCACUCGAGACCAUCAAAAACCUCUUAGGGCAAGAUUCAAUGAAUUUUGUGGUGAAAGAAAAAUUAAGAAAGUAUUCACUAGCUCUCAAAAUGUUGCGCUUAUACAGUACAGGAUGCCUACCCGGGGGACCAGUUUUAGCUUCACAGUUAGAUUCGUGAAAAAUCCCACUCCAUGCAACGUGUUUUUCCAAUCGGAUGAACUUGAGCCCAUCUACACCCUUAGAAAUUACGGCAAGAGAGUGAAUUGCAGUCUAAGUACACUAUUUCCAGCUGCAGUCAAUACCGUGGCUCUCGACGUUGGUGUAACUCCAAGCAUACAAAGAGGAAUUCAACUAGAAACGGGCACAAUUCAUAAGUGCCAAAAACGAGGACUUGAUGAUUACGUCGAAGUAGGUGGAUCCUUCGGUCUGGACAACAGGUAUAUGCAAGUAGCAGAUUCAUUUUGUGGACUAAACUCAAAACCAGGAAAAUAUCCAGAAACAGUCUUCUGCGAAACUACCACAGUUCGUAUGGUAUCAUCCGGAUCGUUUGAUAAUUCUGUAACUGUUCACUUGAGGCAGAUAGGAGAGAAUGAUAUUGACAGACAUUUGAGUGUAGUCUGUCUUCCAGAGGAUAUCACAGAAGAAUGACUGUAUUCAUUUUAACCAGUUCUUCCAGAAUUUCUUCUUUGGUCUGGCAAAAAACAUCGACAAAGAUUUGUGUUGAAAAUACCAUUUAUGAAUUAUAAAUAAAAGUAGACAUCUUGUAUGUGUAUAAAGAAUCAAAUAAAAACUAUUAAAAACACA